AAGCUAAAUUUCAUUAAAAAUAAUAAAAUGACUCAAUUGACUAUCAAUUGCCCAUCUUCGAAAAAUGGCCUAAGUUUAUUUGAUAGCCAAUCUAGUAUUCAGAAUUCAUCUGUAUCAAAAACUUAUCAAGAUAAUUGUUCAUCGAUUUCAUCAGACACAAGUGGAUCUUUACCUGAUGUUCCAAGGGAAAAAUCAUCAAUUGCAGCGGUAUGUAAAUGGAAUAGAUGUUUUAAGGAUCAGGGGAGUCUUGAAAAUCUUGUAAAUCAUUUGUAUUAUGUUCAUAUAGGAAAUACAAGAACUACAUAUAUUUGUGAAUGGGAUCAUUGUUCACGGAAAAAGAUAGUACCAAUGUCACGUUUUGCACUUUUUGUACAUCUUAGGUCUCAUAUAGGAGAAAAACUUUUUUUUUGUAGAGUACCAGAAUGUCAGAAAUUGUUUGCUCGUUUUGAUAAUCUUGAAAACCAUAUGAAAAUUGUACAUUAUCUAGAUUUUAUUUCUUCAUCUACUCUGAGUUCACAUAUUCAAAAUCCUUAUUCAGAAACUCAUUUUAUAUCGAAUAAAGAUGUUCAAAAUUUUCUUUUAAAAAAUGAAGCUAAAUACUUUUGCAAUAAGGAAUUCACUGAAAAUAGUCAAGAUGAAUCAACUGAUUUCUUAGAGGAGGAAUCAGUGAUGUCUUUUUAUGAUCUUUCAAAACUUUUAAAACAAAAAUUGCAUUGGAUAAAAGAAAAAAAUCAGAGAUUAAAAAGUGAAUUGCAUAGGGCACAGAAAAGAUGCAAAAGAUAUUAUAUUCAAAAAGAAGGUGCUUUUGAGAAGUUGCUUAUUAAAUCAUUAGGAAAAAACAAUGCUGCUUCUAUAAUUAGAUAGUUUCAAGUUUUAU
Molecule: messenger RNA, 877 nt
Organism: Pneumocystis murina B123
Lineage: Eukaryota; Fungi; Ascomycota; Pneumocystomycetes; Pneumocystales; Pneumocystaceae
Exons: 3
Coding region: 28-864 (278 amino acids)
Biological process (GO): regulation of transcription by RNA polymerase II
Cellular component (GO): nucleus
Molecular function (GO): DNA-binding transcription factor activity, RNA polymerase II-specific; RNA polymerase II cis-regulatory region sequence-specific DNA binding
Source: RefSeq, a predicted model, not a curated record